Molecule: messenger RNA, 612 nt
Organism: Humulus lupulus (European hop)
Lineage: Eukaryota; Viridiplantae; Streptophyta; Magnoliopsida; Rosales; Cannabaceae
Exons: 1
Coding region: 1-612 (203 amino acids)
Source: RefSeq, a predicted model, not a curated record
AUGGUGAACAUUAAAGAUGAAAUUAAACAGCUACUGGAUCCUGUGCAAUUUACAUUAAAUACAUAUCAAAUUUCCUCUGGUUACAAGUUGCUUAAUCAGGUACAUAAGAGCUUCCAUUGGAGUAAAGAGGUCUGGUGCAGGCUUAAUAUCCCAAAGCACAGCUUUGUGCUCUGGAUUGCAAUUCAAAAUAGGCUUAAGACAAGAGAAAGGAUUCGUAGUUUCAACAUAACAGAAGAUUCAACUUGUAUCCUCUGCAAUGGAGCAGAUGAAACAGUGGACCAUCUGUUUUUCGGUUGCUCUUUCUCUCAGGAUUGCUUACAACAGUUGAAAAAUUGGCUGGGAUGGAGAGCUCACAUAGAAUCAUUACAUGGCCUUCUUAGAUGGGUAGAAAGGUCCAAGAAGAGCAAGUUUCAGAAGAAUGUUUUAGCUGCCUCUGUUGCAUCUCUGGUUUAUCAUUUAUGGCAGGCUCGGAAUAACAAACUUUGGCAAUCAAGCAUUGUGUCUCCUAAGUUGUUAGUCCAGGAAGAAAAAUGGCAAAUCAAAACUAGAAUAACUUGUGUUAUGCCUAGGCAUGUAGCUCAAGCAGAUAUGGCAUGGUUUGACUUAUUAUAA